Molecule: messenger RNA, 473 nt
Organism: Paramuricea clavata
Lineage: Eukaryota; Metazoa; Cnidaria; Anthozoa; Malacalcyonacea; Plexauridae
Source: the annotation of a GenBank genome assembly
AUGGCAGAGUUUGUGCGUUUUGAAUGGAAAAGUUCUCGAACAUACAUUAUUCAACAAGGAACAAGGCAAGGGGGUGCUCUCUCGCCAUGGCUUUUCCUGGUUUUCAUUGAUGACCUGAUUGAGGAGUUACAGCGUACGAACGCUGGAAUUUCUCUGAACACUGUUUAUCUUGGAUCGCCUAUGUUUGCAGACAACUUGACUAUGCUUUCGCGAAAGAAAUCAGGGCUGGACAAAAUGUUACAGACUUCGUGGGAAUAUAGCAACAAAUGGCAAUUCACGUUUAAUAUUAAGAAAACUGUUGUCCUAACUUAUGGUGAGAAUCAAGAAGAGCACGGUACAAAUCGCGCUAUUAGAAAAUGGAAACUUGGCUCACUGGAUAUAAGUGAAAAGAAUACAUGGUCAAAUUUGGGAAAAAUCUGGGAUACAAACAAACAUUCUUCAGCAGCUGUUUUAAGCGCAGUCGUUAGAGGGAG